Toxotes jaculatrix (banded archerfish) is the source of this 4895-nucleotide messenger RNA. RefSeq lists its product as uncharacterized. Bases 80 to 1120 code for a protein of 346 amino acids. The record is from RefSeq and is a predicted model, not a curated record. Lineage: Eukaryota; Metazoa; Chordata; Actinopteri; Toxotidae. Gene Ontology annotation, molecular function: GTP binding. The transcript is spliced from 3 exons.
GCUGAGUCAGCUUGCAGGAACAAGGAAGUGUGUUCAUCCCUGACUCAACACCACACAGCGACAGAGACCAGGACCAGAAAUGUCAGCAUCCCCCCCACUGUCAGAGCUGAGGCUGGUGGUGCUGGGUCGGCCCGGGGCAGGGAAGAGAUCAGCAGUCUGCGCCAUCCUGGGCCUGCAAGACUGUGAGGAGGGCACAGAUGGUGCCGUCACCCAGGAGUGCCGCAAACACCGGGGAGAGGUUGCAGGCAGGCAGGUGGGGAAACACAUUCAGAAAAUGGUGGUAGUCUCCAGCCCAGCCUGGUUCGGCUCAAACUGCAACCCUGAGGAAAGGAAAAAGCACAUCUCCACCUUUAUUGCCUUAUCCAGCCCUGGGCCACAUGCUUUCCUGCUGUGUGUCCCUGUGAACCAGCCAGCUGAUGGAGAGGCCAAGGCACUGGCUGUCCUGAUGAAGCUGUUUGGCCCCUCUGCAGUGAGCAGGAACACCAUCAUGCUCUUCACCCAUAUGGAGGAGCUGGAGGAGGAUGAGCAGCUGGAGGAAUACCUUGCCACUUGGCGCAAAGACCUCCAGGAGCUGGUGGAAAGAUGUGGCGACCGCUACCACACCCUGGAGACCCGCAGUGGAGACUCAGAGGAGAGGAAAGCUGUCGAGGAGCUGCUGGAGAAAGUUGAGCAGAUGGCGAAGGAGAAUGGGACACAACACUUGAGUUGCCCUCUGUACCAAGAGGCUGAGGAAAGAGUGAGAGAGAGGGAGGUGGAGAUUGUGAGACAGAGAAGAGCAGAGCAGCUGAAUGACCAGGUGUCUCCCACAGACUCACAACCAGAAGAAGAAAUGGAAGCAGUGCGGGAGGAGGCAGAGAGGAGCAUAGGAGACCUGGAUGUGGAUAUAGAUAGUAUUUUCCCCCCUACCAGUGUCUCAACUUCCUCCCCCACUUUUUUCUGGGGCCUGUGGGAGAAGCUGACAGGCUGGGUGAGGUGGUUGCCUACACUGGUGAGAAGGGAGGCCUUGUUUGGAGCCCUGGUCGGCCUCUUUGUGGGAGGGCCCUUUGGGGGUAUGCUGGGGGCCACUGUGGGGUCAGUAGCGACUGAGGUGGGGAGAAGAAAAACACAGAAAACCAAAUAAGAGAUAAUCUGAUAUUAUUGUAUUAUGCAUUAAGUUGCACCAUAAAGUCACUUCACUGUCUUCAGCAAAGCGGUGUGUUACUGAGCUGUAGGUGUACAAGCUAACACUUGUCAGGAUAGUAUUUGUGCUUGUCCACUAAACUCCUUUGGAAUGCUCACCACUCUCUGUAUUAUCUAAUGGCUUUAUUCAUGGUUAAUUAUAAUUCAUAGAUUAUUAAUAAGCCAUUAAUAAGAAAAAUAUUUGAGUUGCCAGGUUUGAAAAAUCCCUUUGUCUGGUGUAUCUUUUCCUCUUGUAUAAUUUGCUCUGUCUUUUCAGUUAGUAAUUGCUAACCUGCUAUAACUGAUUUUUUUAGCCACUUGGGGGCAGCAGAAACAAGCUAUAAACACAACACUGACAAAUCACAUUUUGAGUUCAUGUGGAAAACUUGUUGGCAAACAGUUAUUUACACAUCCAGCAGACACAGAGCUACAUUGGUAUUUAUUUGGAGUCGUGUUUCUGAUGAAGUCUGACAUUCACUCUGCUUGCUCUGUCUUCAGCAACUCCUGUGGGAAAAAUCUGAGAAUCUGUAUUCUGUUUGCUGCUGGGCAGAUGGUGAACAGCUGCCUUCUACCAUUUAAAACAGUGGAACAAGAGCUGUGAGAUUGAACUAGAACAUUAAAGUGAAAGCUCUGUAGAGCUGAGGUUAAAAUGCAGAGUCAGGUGAUAUUCACCUGUUGGUUUGUCACUACAACCAACACCUUUCAAAUUACAUGUAUCUACGUAACUUGGUCCAUUGUUAGUACCAAUGUAGCUUUAGCUAAAAAUUUAAAGGCAGAUGUGAUAUUGUUGGAGGAUUUACAACAGACAAAUAGAUUCUUCACUACCUGGCAACCAAGGUGUCCUCAUGAGUGGCUUAUUAAUGAUCCAUAAAGAAAUAAUUAGCUGUUUAUUAAACAUCAAAGUAAUUGUUUUCAACUGUUAAACACUUUGUAGACUUUUUAGGAAGGCGCACUGCAGAUGGUGAAAAACACUUUUGAGAAACACUUAAGGAGGCAAUAAUAAGAAACAUCCACAAGGUGGAGACAUUGACCUUAAUAUUGGAGAAGUUUACUGAGAUGCUCUUAUUUCCUGCUUACCAAGCAAAUAAAAGCUGCUGUUUUAAGAAAAUUUCACAGUUAUUUUCCUUGAGAUGUUUGAAUCUGAAAUGAUCCAUUUUUAAAAAUAGAUAUAAUCAAGUUAUGGACAAUUUAAUCCAAUCUAUAGAUGAACAGCAUAUGACAAAGAGCAGACUUUAAUUAUAAGGGCAUGUGUUUUUUGAAAUGCAUUAUUAUAAGGGACAUCAUAUUGCUGGAGAGGGAAGUGAGAGGCUAUAGAUAGCUGUGGUGCAAAGAACAAAAGCCCAGGAUUCACUCUGCACAAACUCAGCUGAGCAUAAAGCAGCCGUCUCUCCCAGACUCUCUCCUGCUUACACAAUGGCAGGUUAUGGCUUUGACAUUGAUGUAAUUGAUACUCUGCUAAAACCGUCACUCAUAACCCAUCCUUACAUCUCUCUCCCUCAUUGCUUCGCUCUCCCUCUGUCUCUCUAAACUGCCGGCGGCUCUGCCUCUGGAACAGCUAGGCGUUUCCGAAUGUGGGUGGUCCGGCCGGGGUGGGAGAGAGAGAGAAAGAGAGAGAGAGAGAGAAUUAACUCGGCUCUCAUGUUUCCCAAAAAGAGAGGGGAGGGAGGGAAAGACGCGAGAAAGAGAGAGUGAGUGAGUGAAUGAGAAGCAGUGAAUGCUAGGGAGAGAGAGCGAGAGUCAAAGGCAGAGAACAAGCUUUGGGACUACAUCUGUCUUCCAGAUGUGGCCUCCACAGGAAAAAAGAAGGUUUUAAAAGUAAAGGAAAAUUGGUGCUAAACAGUUUUUUAUUGUUAGGGAUUACACAUACAGUAUAGACGACAGUAUACGGCACCAGAUUAAAAAUCCACCGGCCAGGUUAUGCUGCCUUUUUCCUCUUUAUGAGACUGCAAUGAAAUUACACACCAGGCCCCUUGAAGUUAAUGUAUACGAAAGAACACCUGUCCAAAUAUUAUGCAGUCUUAGUGGAUACAUAUCACGGAUAAGACAGAGGGAGCAUGUGAAAAACAAAAAAAAUUAAUGAGAAUUUUAUGGAGAGAAAUUUAUUUCUUGUGGAAGACAAAACACUAACGUAUCACAGCUAAAAAUUAGCACAAAUCAAGGCCAGAGUGUCGGCAGUGGUGGCCAAUGUCAAUCUUGGAAGAUAAGACCAGAUUUUUCUCCCUGUCCUCACCAGGAAAGAGAAGGGGGAAAGUGGGAUGCAGAGUUGAUUUGUGCCUGUAUGUAUAAGUAAAGCCAAAAUCUGAACAAACAUGUGAGGGAAUCACCAGUGAGCCAUCAUUAACACACAGGCCGUAACUUCUGCUCCUCUCCCUCAGAGCAAAAAUGUUGUUGUAAGGGCCUUGUGGUCCCUGGUCAGAUUCGGGGGGAGGGGGGGGGGGGCAGUCCGCUGUGAGACGUGGACACCGCAAUAUUUUUUUGUUAUCAUCACGCCCUAUGGGCUGGAAAAGACAGCAAACCAAAGGAAAACAAACAAGAUGACACACUUUUUCCUUAACAGCACAAGGCCGCUCUCUCGCUGUUGGUUUUCACCGACAUCACACUUUAUCAUUAAAUGCUCAAAAUUCUUUGCCUUAAGAGCGAUAAUCACAGCACAUGUUUUAAACACGUUUUUAUCUGACCCGAAUAUUUUCAUUCAAUAGCAACAUUUGAACAUUUAAACUGAUUGUUUACUUAUUAUGGGUUUGAUUAAUCUGAACAUUAACUGAAUAUUAACGUAUUUGAAAAUCCAAAACAGCCCUGAAUGAACUUACCAUGAAUUACACAAAAUAUAAAAAAAAAACCCAAAAUACCAACCCAAAUAAUGAAAGGACAAUAAAUGUAAAAAAAAAUGGUUCUACUUCACUUUUUGAAUUGUAUUUCAAAAAAUAUUUUUUUAUUAUGGAAAACCAACCUUUUUAUUAAUAUAAUAUAAAAAUAUAUAUAGCCAAAAAGAAACCGGAAAAAUGCGGAAAUAACAUAAUAAUACAAUGUAAAAUAAUAAUGUAAUAUAUUGUGUAAAAGUAGCAGAUGAAAUCACAGAAAGAGAAAGGAUGGGAUUCACAAGAGGGGAACAGUUUAAAAUAACACACAUGCCGUAGAUCAAAUGUGUAAAAUUCAGCCUAGCAAUUCAAGUGGAUUUUUCUUAACAAUGUGACCUCAGGCAGCAAACUUUCGAUCUGAUCCCAGGGCCGUCUGUGUUUGCCAGCAGGGCUGAGACAGCGGUGUCCAACAGCCGGCUCUCUCUCCUCCUCUCUCUGGGUGUGCUUGCUGUGAGUCCUCUCAUCUUUUUCCCAUUAGUGCUGUUUUCAUGUUCCUUCCUAGCGUGAGCGUGUGUGGCUGCAAUUGUUUAUGAAGCAAUGCUUGCCCCAUCCAACUGUGUGUUUCUGUAUGUCUGUCUGUGUGUGUGUGUGUCCAACAUGGAUUUAUACAACAAACUGCCCAGGAUUUCAUUGACAAAAACAAAACACAAAGACAAAAUCUGAUAGUAGAAAAUUGAAUUGUAUUAUUUAUUAAAUAUCUAAUGUGCACAAAAUGUAAUUUAAAAAGUAGCCUCAUGUAUUGUAUAAUGUCUGCACCAUUGUUAAAACUUGGAAAGCCGGGACAUGAGCUGUAAAAUUUCAAGCAGUGGUUCCCAACCUUAUUUUCUUCAGAUGAACACCCACUGCCCCAAACUCAAAUAUCCAUUCAUCAGCACCACC